AUGCCCAGGGCCCGUCUAUUUGCUGUUUGUUGCAUCGGCCCCGCUUGCCCACCCAGAGGUUUGACGAAACCGUCGCUGGAGGCAGGUGGCUCCUCGCAGGCUUUCAUUUCAUCAUCAUCUUCAGCUUCCGAGGCCGAGGAGCACGCCGCAGUCAUGGAAGUCUUCCUGGGGAACGUGCCCGCUACUCUGACCGACGAGGCCCUCAGGAGAGAGCUUGCGCCGUUCAUGAACGCUCUCGGCAUCGUCGAUUGGGCCGUCGAUAAAACCAGGCGGAAGCCUAUGGCAUGGCUGACGUUUCUUCAGAUUGACGACGGCAGAAAAUUUCUCAAAAGCCACGGCAAGAUCAGCAGCGCCAAAGGCCUUGGCCAGCCACCGUCCACCACCCAGUCUGGUCUCACCCGACGCACAAGGGACAUGGCGAGAUUAUGUAUUCUGUCGACUGCAAUCUAUGCCGAGAGGAGUCGGCGCGAGGUCGACGCCCUUACCCUGAGCCACCUUCUACACGAGCGUCAUGAGCGUCAGAAGGUGGUCGACAAAGGCCCCCGAACCCCGGACAUCUCGUGUGCCAUCACUGAAAUCUCGUGUGGCAAGCUGAUUUAUGCGCCACCAGCGACGGGGUUGAAGUUCGUGUCGCAAAGUCGUUUUCGUGUCGGGGGCAUGGCCAAGUUUGCCCGACAGGGCUUGACAAUCUGGGGACAAGACAGCCGCGUUGAUAUCCUUUACGAUGCCAUUCAUGAAGUUAUCGCGAACCACUCAUCGCAGAGUAUCAUGCUCGUUCUGGAAGAGCCGCCCAGGUUCUACUCCAAAUCGCCUUGUCUACAGGGCAGUAAUGUCAACUGGGAGCGGCAAACCAGCUGUCCGCUCUGGACUGAUCACGCCAAAUACGUGGCACACUGUCUAGUCUACCAACUAACACCUACAGAAGAGUAUCAAUCCAUCAUUCGCGCCAUCAAGGCCCAGGACAUUUUGCCCCUGAGCCAGCAGAACAUACCUGUGGCUUCUUGUCCAGCGCCCACCGUAGAAGACUAUGCCACAGGUAUCAGUGCCUUCGAAGGCAAGAUGCAGAGCCUGGGCACCACAAGAGAAGGAAUAAUUCCGUUUCCGAUCCUCUUUCAGGUCCAGUCGCUUGUCUGGAACAAUUACCUGCACCCGUAUGGAGGGCUUUGCGUACUCGACCAUAUUGCGCGCAUCGCCCGAGAAAGAGCUCAGGACAGCAAAACGUUCCCAUUCACGACCGAUGCUUUCAAGAGGCUCCUCCAGACGAUGCCGUAUCCGGUCCCCGGCACCGACACGGCAGAUGUCGACCCGGUGCGCGUUGUAGAAAGCAUGCAAGCAGGAAAAACUGGCGUCAACCGCCAAAAUCCACUCGAGACCGACGUGUAUGGCGCCAGCCUACCGCAGCACCAAACCUGGGUCUUCAAGGCCAUGGUAACGCCAACUCGCAUCCUGCUUGAAGGUCCUGAUGCCGAGAGCAAGAACAGGGUCUUGCGAAUGUUUCGCCAUCAUGGUGACCACUUUCUGCGGGUUUCUUUUUGCGACGAAAGAGGCCAAGAUCUUUCAUUCAGUCCGCGGGUUCGCAACGAUGCCAUUUACGAGCGAUACCGCAAGGUCCUCGCUGAUGGAAUUCGGAUUGCCGGCAGGCACUUUUCUUUCCUUGGCUUCUCCCAUUCUUCUCUUCGCUCACACUCUACCUGGUUCCUGGCUCCGUUCGUCGACGCCGACUUGCAACGCCAGGACCAUGACACGAUCCUGAAAUCGUUGGGCGAUUUUAGCAAGAUUCGCGUGGCCGCUAAAUGCGCCGCUCGAAUUGGUCAGUUUUUCUCCGAGACCCCAUUCGCUGUUGAUCUCUUCAAGGCUGGUAUUGAUAUUCGCUAUAUACCCGAUGUAAAGUCGGCGGAUGGCAAACGCGUCUUUAGCGAUGGCGUUGGUACAAUAUCUAGGGAAGCCAUGCAAGAGUUCUGGAAGGCAUUGCCUAUGCGAACUAUAAGCCCAACGUGCUUUCAAAUUCGCUGGGCGGGCGCCAAGGGCAUGCUGGCGCUUAAUUCGACAUUGCGAGGCAAGGUUAUUUGCAUCCGCAAAGAUUCAAUGAUGAAGUUUCCUAGUCAAGAUCUGAGAGAGCUCGGCAUUUGUGACGUGGCAUCGAGGCCGUUGCGCUUGGUCCUCAAUCGUCAGAUCAUCAAAAUUCUGGAAGACAUGGGCACCAAGCCUCAGUGGUUUGUAGCACAACAAGAAAAAGCACUCAAUAUUCUACGGCAAGUUACGGCAACGGCUGGUAAUACGAGCAUUUUCUUGCGUUCCCAGGAUAUUGGCAGUGCGAUAGGCCUACCGUCGUUUAUCAAACAACUAGACAAAAUGAGCAUAGACUACCGCCGCGACAGAUUCCUCAAAUCUGUCGUCGAACACGCAGUGCUACGCGAGCUGCGGCUACUCAAGCAUAAAGCCCGGAUCCCGGUCGACAAAGGAGUCACUCUCUUCGGCAUUAUGGAUGAGACUGGCUUUCUAAACGAAAACGAAAUCUUCAUCACCUACGACAAAGUCUACUCAACCAGUGGAGCGCGUAUGGACGCAACCCUGAGGGAUGGCCCGGUCAUUGUCACUCGAUGCCCAGCUCUGCAUCCUGGCGAUAUCCAGCAUGUGACGGCGGUGUCGCCUCCCGACGGUCACCCUCUGAGGGGCCUUCGAAACUGCGUCGUGUUUAGCCAAAAAGGCUCUCGAGACCUACCUAGUCAGUUGAGUGGAGGAGAUCUUGACGGUGACUUGUAUAACAUCAUUUGGGAUCGGAAGGCAGCACCCAGAUUCACAUUCAACCCUGCCGACUACCCUCGGGUGAUUCCUGAACCUUUGGAUCGGCCGGUCACGCGUGACGACAUCGCGGCCUUUUUCCUCAACUUUAUGAAAUCAGACAUACUCGGCUUGAUUGCGAACAGGCACCAGAUCCUUGCGGAUAUGCAACCGGAAGGGACCAAAGAUGCCAGCUGCGUCAAGCUGGCCGAGAUGCAUUCUACUGCAGUUGAUUACUCCAAGACUGGAAUCGCGGUCAGCUGGUCUGACAUGCCAAAGGCGCCACGUUUACGUCCUGAUUUCCUUGCCCCGGCCCCUCCCGUGAGAAUCUAUGACCGUGGCCAAAUCGACCACAUCGCAAUGAGUGAUGACGAAGACGACGAAAAUGGUUUAGGUGGGGCCAAGCCGAGAUAUUACAGAUCGGAAAAACUCCUAGGUCGUCUUUAUCGCGGCAUCGACGAAAAUAAGAUCUGGAGUGAACACAUCCACAGGGCGGUUCCCAUGACGGGCCCAUCGAUAUGGGACCAGUUGAAGGGUAGAAUUAUGGCUGAAUUGAACUCCUACGGAAUAAGAACAGAAUUCUCUCGUCAUGAGGAUCACGCGUGGAAGAUACGCAACCUCUACGAGGACUCCAUACUGGACAGCAUGUGGCACUUUUCGGAGAAUCCCAGAAAGUGCAUCACAGAAGCAGAGGUUUUUUGCGGCUCCGUCUUGAACAAGACUGGAACACAAACCCGCCGGCAGCGUGACGCCUCGAUCCGGCUCAAAGAAGAUACAGACAGGAUUCUGACGUGGAUUUGCAGCCUCAUUCGCAACCGCAUCGAUGAUAGGCGCGGCCACUCGGGUGACUGGGGCCGCUUCGAGGACAAUGAUGAUGAGCAUGUGGCCAUUCAGCUGUGUUGGGCGUGCUUGGUCGUGGGGUGUAUCGAACAGGCAGACAAUUUCGGCCCAACUUAUCACCGCACCGGGGAACUGGAAAGCUUUCGCAUUGUCGCAGCGGCGUGCUUGUUGAAAGAACUAAACACUUUCAAGGCUUCAAGGCUUAUAGGACACUAA
Molecule: messenger RNA, 3837 nt
Organism: Metarhizium album ARSEF 1941
Lineage: Eukaryota; Fungi; Ascomycota; Sordariomycetes; Hypocreales; Clavicipitaceae
Product: RNA-dependent RNA polymerase
Exons: 3
Coding region: 1-3837 (1278 amino acids)
Biological process (GO): siRNA processing
Cellular component (GO): nuclear RNA-directed RNA polymerase complex
Molecular function (GO): RNA-directed RNA polymerase activity
Source: RefSeq, a predicted model, not a curated record